Manis pentadactyla (Chinese pangolin) is the source of this 8032-nucleotide messenger RNA. RefSeq names its product coiled-coil and C2 domain containing 1B (gene CC2D1B). Gene Ontology annotation, biological process: regulation of transcription by RNA polymerase II. Lineage: Eukaryota; Metazoa; Chordata; Mammalia; Pholidota; Manidae. Gene Ontology annotation, molecular function: DNA-binding transcription repressor activity, RNA polymerase II-specific; RNA polymerase II cis-regulatory region sequence-specific DNA binding. Bases 914 to 3304 code for a protein of 796 amino acids. The transcript has 24 exons. Gene Ontology annotation, cellular component: nucleus. The record is from RefSeq and is a predicted model, not a curated record.
CCAGACAGGUAUUUAGGCUGCCAAGAUGCCAGGGCCAAGACCUCGGAAGGGCCCUCAUUCCAGUGGCCAGGGUGUGGCAGCUGCCAAACAGCUGGGGCUCUUUAUGGAGUUCAACCCUGAGGACAUGCUGCUGGGGACGGAGGAGCCUGAGGAUGAUGGGGACCUGGAAGCUGAGCUGCUAGCCCUCACUGGGGAAGCAGGCACCAUAGGCACAAAGCCAGCACCCAAGGGGCAGGGUGAGUCUGUGGCACUGGGCUGGCUUGGUGGUAGGGCCAGGUGGUGGAAGAGGAGAGGUUCCUCUUCUCUCAGCUGGGAAGAGCCAGCCAGAUCACCUGGGCCUUCUGACAUCUGUCCCUUUUGCAGCAUUCCCACCAAGAGCCAUCUUGGCCUGCUCACAUACCCGUGUGACUUUCCUGACUACACCCUGUCUCCACCCCCAUUUCAGACAAUCAGCAACCUGCUUCUCAGACUGACUGAGGUCCCAGUCCUUAGCCCUAGCCAAGGCCUGGUAUGGAGUAAGAUCCUGGUAUGGAGUAAGAGCUCAGCACAGACCAAAUUAGACACAUAAGAAAUGCAUAGACAUUGUGUCUAAUGAAUGAAUAAAUGGAAUUUCCCUCCCCUGAAUAUCUAAAUCUUCCUCUCUUCUUACUGGAAACCCUCCUAGAGGACCACCUCCCAUCCCAUGUGCCCCUUAGUUGAGGACAGUGGUGGGGAUCUGGGAAGGGGUCCACUGGGGGAACCAUGGCUCUCACUUCUCUCAGUCCAAACCUGCUUUGGGGUUAGAUAGCUUGUGUUUGAAUAUUGGGUCUGCCACUCACUGGGAUUACAAUAUUGGGAAAAUUAGUAUUGGUAGUUCUCAGUUUACUCAUAUAUAAAGUAGGAGUAACAUUACCUAUCUUGCAGAAUCAUUGUGAUGCUCAAAUGGACAUUGAAAAUCUUUACAUAUGUGAAAGCCCCACUGCCUAUGGCCCACAUUGAGAAGUUGGCAGCAGACUGUAUGCGGGAUGUGGAGGAGGAAGAGGAGGAAGGGCUGGAGGAAGAUGCAGACUUGCUGACUGAGCUGCAGGAGGUCCUGGGUACAGAUGAGAAGGCUGGACCCCUGGAAGGCAAUGAGACAGCCAGCCUGGGCGGCUCUGAGGAGGAGAAGGGACAAGAAAAUACUGAAUCUACAGUGCAGGCAACUCUCAUGACAGCUUCAGUCCCAGUGGCUCAGGCUGGAGGGUCUCGAGGACUACAGGCUCUGCUGGAGGAUCGAAUCCACAACUACUGGGAGGCUGUGGCUAGUGCCAAGGAGGCAGGUGAAGCAGCCAAAGCCAGACGCUGUGAGCGUGGCCUGAAGACUCUGGAGUCUCAGCUGGCUGCUGUGAGGAAAGGCAGGAAGAUCAGUGAGGAUGAGAUCCCACCUCCAGUGGCCUUGGGCAAGAAGCCCAUGGCCCCCCAGGAAGCAGCUAGCAGGAGCCCUGAGGAAGACUCCCCAGCUCCCCCCACCUUGAAGCCAGACAGUCUCUCCCGGCCUGAGACGAGCCUCUUGGGCAGUCCUGGUAUUUCUGUCCCACAUGAUCCAGACUCCGACCCAUGGGCGCUGCUGUCAGCCCGACAGAGAGAAUACAAGGUGGCUGCCCUGAACGCCAAGCGGGCUGGAGACCUAGACCGUGCCCGAGAGCUCAUGAGGAUUGGGAAGAGAUUUGGAGCCGUCCUGGAGGCCCUGGAGAAGGGGCAGCCUGUGGACCUGAGUGCUAUGCCCCCAGCACCUGAGGACUUGAAGCUCCUCCCACAGGCUUGUAAGGCUCCCACAGCACCCUCAGUCGUACCCCCAGUAGUGGACCAAGUGCAGCCAGUGAUGGCCCCUUCCAGCCCAGCAGCCCCAGUGGCCUCUGCUGAGCCACAGACAGUGCUGGAUGUCCUGCAGCAGAGGCUGACCAGGUACCAGGAGGCAGGCAUCCAGGCCCGGGGCAGUGGUGAUGAGCGCAAGGCCCGGAUGCACGAGCGCAUUGCCAAGCAAUAUCAAGAUGCCAUCCGAGCACACCAAGCAGGGCGGAAAGUUGACUUUGCUGAGUUGCCUGUUCCUCCAGGAUUCCCCCCAAUCCCUGGCCUGGCGCCCCCUGCAGGCACUGAGGAGGAUGUAGUGGCAGCUGCCCGGAAACUGGCCUCCUUGGCGGAUACAGCCCUGGCAGAGAAAGAUGGGGAUGAGGACGAGGAUGAGCCCCCAGCCCGGGCCCCAGUUGCCAAGAAGCCAGCACAGCCGCUGGUCCCUUCAUCCCGGCCCCUGCCUGAGCCCAAGGCCUCAAGUUCUAAGGAGCCACUGAGUUCCUCUGCGCGGGAGCAGCUAGCACUUCUAGAGGCACGGAAACAGCAGUACCAGCGGGCAGCCCUGCAGGCCAAGCGUGCCCAGGACCUGGAGCAGGCCAAGGCCCAUCUGCGGGUGGCCAAAUGCCUUGAGGCUCAGAUCACCCAGGUCCAAGCUGGCCAACCUGUGGACCUCUCCAAGGUACCUUCACCCUUGACGGACGAGGAGGGUGACUUCAUCCUCAUUCACCAUGAGGACCUGAGACUCUCCCAGAAAGCUGAAGAGGUGUAUGCCCAGCUACAAAAAAUGCUUCUUGAGCAACAUGAGAAGUGUCUGCUGUUCUCCAAGCAGUUCAUGCACCAGGGCAAUGUGGCCGAGACUGCCCGGUUUGAGAAGCUUGCUCAGGACCGCAAGCAGCAGCUUGAGAUCCUGCAGCUGGCCCAGGCCCAGGGCCUUGACCCUCCCAGCCACCACUUUGAGUUGAAGACAUUCCAGACUGUGAGGAUCUUCUCAGAACUCAACAGCACAGAAAUGCACCUGAUCAUUGUCCGGGGAAUGAACCUCCCAGCCCCUCCAGGGGUGACCCCUGAUGACUUGGAUGCCUUUGUGCGGUUUGAGUUCCACUACCCUAACUCGGACCAGGCUCAAAAAAGCAAAACAGCUGUGGUGAAGAACACAAACUCUCCAGAAUUUGAACAGCUCUUCAAACUAAACAUCAACCGAAACCAUCGGAGCUUCAGGAGAGUGAUCCAAAGCAAAGGAAUCAAGUUUGAAAUCUUCCACAAAGGAUCCUUCUUCAGAAGUGACAAGCUGGUCGGUACAGCCCACCUGAAACUAGAGCGGCUGGAGAAUGAAUGUGAGAUCAGAGAGAUUGUGGAGGUCCUGGAUGGAAGGAAACCCACUGGGGGCAAACUGGAGAUUAAGGUGAGGCUGCGGGAGCCUCUGAGUGGCCAAGAAAUGCAGAUGGUCACCGAGAACUGGCUGGUCCUGGAGCCCAGGGGCCUCAGAGAUGGUUAAUGUCUGCAGAGGAGUCAGGCCAGUGGCCUUGUGCAGGAGCACACUCUUCCUGCUUUGCUGACUAUAGAAGCCCUUGCACGUAAGGGAGCUGCUGCUACUCAAGCACCAAAGACCUGUUCAGUACGUGCAUUACUGACCACAGCCCUGAUCUUUCCUGUUGCUGGCCCCUCUGUCCAAGCAAGCUGGAUUCCAGGACGGACCCACACCCCCAGUGCCCCCCACCUCCUUGCUCUGGGUGAAAGCCCGGAGAGCCUCAUUCCUCUGUGGUGUGGAGUCUUGCAGCCCCUUAACCCGUGUAUACCAACUGUGUGCAGCUUACCCAGCCCCCAGUUGCAGCAUUUCUGGAUGUGCCUUUAAAAGAUAGACCUGUAGGGAUAGAGAACUUGAUGGUGAUCAGGAAAGCCCCCUGCUGGGGGGGGGGCAGGGUUCUGUGACUCCAGUUGGUCACUGGUGGCCUAUUCCACACAGCUUGGUCUAUCACGCCGUGCCUGUGCAGCUCUGCCCUGGCCUCCCUGCUUCCCAGUGCUCUCAGUGGAAGAGGGACUGUAGUGGGCAGGAAGGGAAAGGCAACUUAUAUCUUGGGUUUGGUUCAUAAAUCUGAGACUAAAAGACUGUUAACUAGAGGAAAAAAUAUAUAUAUAAAUAUAUAUAUAUAUACACACACAUAUAUAAUUUCAUGUAGCUGUUUUUAUUUAACAAACUAGGUCUAAUUCAUUAUAGGAGUUUACACUGUACACACAGAGUAACCACCAGAGUCCUAAACUAAAGCCGUGCUCUCUGUCACCUUUUAAAAGCCAGAGCAGCAGUAAAACAUUUGUUAAUUGUUAACUGACAAACUGCUGCUAUGGCUUCUUUUGAGAGAGGGCCAGGGACACCUUACCUCUUCAGCUGAUCAUCUAGGGAAGUCUUAGUUCUUUCCCAAAAAAUUAUUAUCCUUUGGCUUUGUUUUCUGAAUGGAUGGAAACAAUGGGGGGAUUUAUAAUUUCAAUAGAUUUAAUAUUCAAAACUGCAAUAUUCUACAUUUCUUGGAAAUAAACUUUAACAUCCCAUUUUUUUCCCCUUUGCAUUUGACUUUAAAUUCAACAAAGCAUUCCUCAAGAUCGUUUUUAAAAGGCUGUUAGGGAAGCAGAUACAUUCAGUUUACUAGUCACUAUGGUAUUGCAUAAGCACAGCUCAGGGAUUGAGCUUUUGUGUGUGUGCCUUUUUCCAGGAUAGGGCCGGACCAUGCUUCCCUGCCUUUAGGAGCAGAGCUUUAGUGGGUAACAGAGCAGGAUUGACUUUUUUCCAAGAGCUUUCUGGCCAAUCCUACCUAUCAGGGUGAACUAGCAAAAUUUCCACAGAUUGAGUAAUUGCAGUCACAUCUGUGUGUCAAACAUCUAGAAUGAAAAGGAGUGUUGUUAGCCUUAGCCUUCAUAAGGUAGCCUAGAGCACAGAGGGGUGGCUGGCCCAACCUGUCUCCCUCUCAGGUUUGUACCCAAACCAGUGCUUACUAAGAUGGUUAGGACGGUUGUGGUUAUUCUCGAAGUUCCAACCAGCCCUAGGAAUUUCUAAACUCAAGCCUCUGUUGAAUAUGCCCUAUUUCAGUUUGACAGGAAGUUUUCUGUGGCUCAAAGAUUACCCCUUUGCAGCCUGAUCAUUUCAGUCUGCUUCACUGCUCUUUGCUUUUUUGGAAAACAACCUCCAGGCUGAAGGAGGCAAGACAAAGCUGCCCACUGGACUUGGAGACGGGGGUUCUUAAAAGGCCUUUGUUGGAGCCAAGGCAUGCAGGGGUCACUGGUAGUGGGAGGAGCUUGGCCAGCCACAUCUUGUCUGAAGAUAUUUCUGAAAUGCCACAACCAAACACCAGAGAUUAGUGACUCACACAGCAGGCAGCUGGAAACCAGCCAUGACCCAAGUAAUUUAAAAUUUUUAAAUUCUCCAAUCUGAUGCAAGGCAUGCUUUCUUCUGAAUUAGUGAACUGAAUGUGGAAGAAAUUUAUCUUAGAACCAGGAAGUCUUGCUCACAAUUAAAGGGCAAACUAUUUUUUGACUUUUUAACAUUAUUUUCCUUUCUUACAGCACCAUUCUGAAACUUGCAUUGUUGCUUACAAAUUAUAAGAGCUUGUUUUUCAAAUACUUAUGGGUAGCUACUAAAAGAUCAUGUUCCUUAAGUAAAGAGAGCUCAUUUUAGGAUGAAACUGGUAGGCUGAGACUGGAAGAGCCAGGGAAUUUACACCUGGUUCAGCUACAUCAGAUUCUUCCCUCUCUGGGCUUCAGUUUCCCAAGCCCUAAAAUUGGCAUUAUCAUUCCUGCUCUACUCCUUAGCCCUUCUGGCUACAUAUACAAUCCUUAAAAAUCCCAUUAGUGGUAUUAUUACAAUUAUUAUUUUAGCAUUAUUAUUAAAACAGAAACCACUAUCAAAACUUACAGAAACACAAUGUUUAGCACAUGGCUUGAUGUCUGAAAUGCAUUAAGUCAUAAAUUAUUCCUAGAUGACUAGUUAUGAUAGAAGUUCAGUUGGAAAUUUAGGGUCCACCAGUGUUCAGGAACCAUUGUGGAUGAGGGAAGACACUAGAUAGGAACUUUACACCAGGCAAAUUCCUAUAGUUCUAUAGCCCUCAAGCCCAUUUAGGUGCUCACAAAGCAUUGGUAAAAAUAAAUGGAGAAAGUAUAUUGCUUGGCAUUUGUUAAGGAUUCAAUAAUUUUAAAAAAUUUAAUUUCUACUUCUCUUUAAUUUAUAAGAAUAGUCCUCUUUAUACGAAUCUAUACCUCAAUUCUGUUCCUCUCUGUAAGAAUCUCUAUACCUCAAUUUUUAAAGUUAACAUUCUAGAAAUAGUUAACUGACUUGGAAAUGUGAUGUGUCAGCCCUCCACUUUAUAUAAUUCUUACAAUAUACAGUGUAUAAAAACAAGGGAAAAAAGUAAACUAUAGCCUUAGUUAUUAUAUGCUCAAUUUUACAAAGUGAUUUUACUUAAAGGACAUUUCAUGCAGUUGAGAAUGGACCUGACUGUGCAGGGCCAGAGUUUAUCCUUAGAGGAAGCAUUAAAAGCUUACACUGAUCCAGAAGAAAUCUAUACAUUUGGAAGAUGUAUUUACCCAAGCAAGAAUAAAUAUAUAACCUUUAGAGAACCAGAUCCAAUUCCUGUAGGAGCUCCAAAUUUCUGAGGUGUAUUAACACCAAGCUGGAUGUUACACCCAAAAUGCCUGCCCUGCUAACCAAUUUCCUAUGCCUGUUGGGGUAGGGGUGGGGAGCGGGGAGCGGGAGGCAGUCUCAGUAUUCAGUCCUUAAAAGCUUGUGUUUUGUGGGAUCUACUUUUUUUCCUCAUAGUAGUUCCAAGUACCUCUGAGUCUGUGGGAAAGGUCAUCAAUCACAGUUCUUGCGGCCACCAUCAGCAAAGCCUGUGGAGAGACCAAUGUAGAAUGUGGACCCCUGACGUAGUGAAAGGGGGUAAACCUAGUUAGACACACUUCAAAGACCAGGCCUUUGAGAACGUCUAGUUGCCGUAACAGCCUGUAAUUGCCAAGUGCUAUGCCCAACUCUAGCCACUGGGGGGCAGCCUCUCACUGUCUCGGAGGCGUGCAUUAGCUUCCAGGGAAUUCUUGGAGCUGUGCUUUUUACUGCAGAGGGACUGACUCCCUCCCUGGCCUGGGCUCUCAGAUGGCAGUGACAAGGGACCGAGUUGCCCUCGAGCAGUGUUUUUUCAAACUGUGAGUUGUGAAAUCCAUUUGGUCCAUGACCAGAAUACAUUUUAAAUGAAGGAGAAAAUGAUUGGAAGACAUUACAUGUAUCGUGGGUAAGCCAAAUCUUGGCUGAUUCCAAGGCUGCGGCAGGGUAAGCACAAAAUGAUCCCGGAGCAUCUUGUUAGGCCAGAAAAGGAAGUGUUCAAAAAAAAAUUAUAGGACCUAGGAAGGGGCGCUCUUGGCCAGAGCUGAGACCAUUUAAACAACCAAAAUAAUUAAGAGCUGUUCAAAAUGGAACCCACAAGUCCUAAUUAAAUGAACAAAAAGGAAAGAAGAAAGAAAGGGCUUUUGCUUACAAAUGACCAAGUACAACUGGUAAAGGUGGAGGGAGUGCUGGAAUUGAAAAGUCACUUUGUAGCCAUUGGAGUAAAAGAUAAAUAAGAAACAUCAGUGGAUGCUAAAUCUAAAGGGAAAUUUUGAUAAGAUACUUGCAUCAUCUGAAAGUGUGUCUACAGAUACUGGUUACUCAUUCCAAGGGGGUGUACAGUAGGGAAGGUGGGCACUUUCACCAGCUGAUCAGAAUUUACCAUCGUCAGUGAGGGGCAGGUGACAAGUGACCCCAGCUGUGAUGCCCUAAAGAGGACACAGCAUCACUUAGGUAGAAUUCUGGCCAGGAAUGCAUAACCUGGUUCUAAGAGGAAACACCAAUCAAAUUCAAAAUGAGGUAUUUUGUAUUUAAAAAUGGGGGAACCUAUAUUCAUUCACCCAAAAUAUUGAUGAUAUAAAAGUGAGUCAGGAUAGCCACUUGCCUUGUCUGAGCCUAGGCUGGAAGCUCCUGGAGGGGAAAAAUGUCAUAAUAGGAUAUUGGACAGAUACUAAGUUAAAGUACAUCAAUGUUAAAUAGGAAAAAAAAGUUAACUCUCCUGCAGUUGUGUAAGACAAUGUUCUUAUUUUUAGGAAAUAAGCAUUAAAAUAUCUAGGGGUAAACGGUCAUGAUGUAUGCAGCUUACUCUCAAAUACCUCAGUAUUUAAGGGAGAGAGAAACACUGAUAAAGCAAAUGAGGCAAAA